AUGCAGCGCCUCCUUUUCGCUCUCUCCCUCCUCGCCUCUGCCGCCAUGGGCGUGGUGGGCGCCGAGCUGGGCGUCGAGAUCACCCAGGCCGUCGAGUGCGAACGCCGCACCCAGAAGGGCGACACCAUCGAGGCGCACUACCGCGGAACCUUGGCUUCCAACGGCGAGAAGUUUGAUGCCAGUUACGACCGCGGCAGACCCUUCAGCUUCAAGCUCGGAACUGGUCAGGUCAUCAAGGGAUGGGACCAGGGCAUGGAGGGCCUCUGCAUUGGCGAGAAGAGGACGCUCACCGUCCCUCCCGAGCUCGGUUACGGCAACAGAGGCAUGGGCCCCAUCCCGGCCGGUUCGACUCUGAUCUUCGAGGUCGAGAUUGUGGGCAUCAAGGGUGUCCCCACGCCCGAGAAGAUUGUCACGAAGCCGCUGAGCAGCGCCAGCUCUGCCGCCAGCGAGGCCACGGACAAGGCUUCUGCAGGUGUCGCCGAAGGCAUUGCCAGCGCCGCCAGUGCCGCUGCCAAGGUCGCCGAGACCAUACUUGUCGACACCGACGACGUCCAGGAGCACAACGAGCUAUAG
Molecule: messenger RNA, 573 nt
Organism: Neoarthrinium moseri
Lineage: Eukaryota; Fungi; Ascomycota; Sordariomycetes; Amphisphaeriales; Apiosporaceae
Exons: 4
Coding region: 1-573 (190 amino acids)
Biological process (GO): protein peptidyl-prolyl isomerization
Molecular function (GO): peptidyl-prolyl cis-trans isomerase activity
Source: RefSeq, a predicted model, not a curated record